Molecule: messenger RNA, 1260 nt
Organism: Stegastes partitus (bicolor damselfish)
Lineage: Eukaryota; Metazoa; Chordata; Actinopteri; Pomacentridae
Source: RefSeq, a predicted model, not a curated record
AUGGCAGCACUGGAGGCUGAGAAAAGAGCCAAGGAGGACGCCGUGGCGGCGCUGGCAGAAGAGAAGCGAGGCAGAGAGGAAGCAGUUGCUGCUCUUGGUGACGAGACAAGCGGCAAAGAGGAAGUUCGGUCUGCUCUGGAGGCAGAACGGAAGGAGAUUAACCGGCUGGUUGAGGAGAGAGAAGAGAGGCUCCAGGAGAGUGAUGGGCUUCGACGAGAACUCAGAGAGCUGAGCGACAAACUGGACGCCGCAGAGCAACAGGUGACCAUCGAGACAGAGAACGCUGAACAGGCCUCAGUCCAACUGCAAACUGCUCAGGCUCGACUGGAUGAACAGGCCAAGGAGAAUGAGGAGAAGUCGACCCAGAUUCACACCUUGACUGAGGAGGUUCAGAGACUGAAACAGGAGCUGCAGACCUCCCUGGAGAAUGAGCUUUCACAGAUAAAGCAACAGCUGGCACAGAAGCAGCUAAUCUCUGACCAGCAGCUGGAGGAGUUGACUGAGAAACUGCAUCAGAAAGAGGCAGCCUCAAAACAGCCAGUUGAAGAGCUCAGAAAGAAGCUUCAGGAACAAGAAGAGACGUCCCAGCAGCCUCUGGAGGAGCUCAGAUCCCAGCACCAAGGCCAGCAACAGGCUGCCAAAGCAGAAAUAGAGCAGCUGAAAGCAAAGCUGGAGCAGCAAACCGAGGCCUCAGAGAAGCAGCAAGAACAACAAGCGGUGUCACUACAGCAGCUGGAAGAGCUAAAAAACAAACUGAGUGAAGAAAAAAUGGCUUCUGGCAAACUCUUAGAUGAUCUCAAACAGCAGCUCAGUGAACAGCAGCAAACUGCAGAUCUGCUCAAGACUGAACUAGAGGAAGCUCAGCUUAAAGCUACAACCGGUUCCUCUAGUUCUGAGAAUGAAGAUCUCAAGAGGCUGAACUCUGAUCUCCUGACUGAGGUCGCAGCCCUGAAGGCAAAAGUUUCCAACAUGGAGGAAACAAAGGAGUCCUCCAGCAAAGCCGAAGCUCAGCUCAAAGAACAGGACACGCAGACGGAGGAGAAGCUGUCCAAGCUGCAGAAAACAUCUGAACGGCGGGAGGAGGAGGAGUGUCAAGCUGUCCAGGAGGCUCGACGCAGGGAGGUGGAGAGACGCAGGGAGCUGCUGGCUGUGGCCCACGAGGCCAUCGAUCAAAAGGACGCUCAAGCGAACAGGAACGAAUGGCCCAUGGGAUUGGUCAUUAGAACUCUGCCCAGCAGCGACAAGAAGGUCCGUUACUAA